AUGAAGCCUGCAACAGUUAGCUUUGACAACUAUAAAGGUUCCUUCACAAUUCCACAUCUUUCACCUUCACCUCUUGCAAUCACCAACCAGAAAGAUUACGAAGAACUCAUUGGUCGAGUCAAGAAAGCAAAAGACCUCACAGCAACUGUUUAUGUGCAAGAGAUGCAAAAUAUGAAAAAGCAUAAAGAAAUUCAAUCAGGAAAGGAGAACAACUCAGCAACCAGUGACAGAUCCAGCAGUGACAAUUCCUCCGACAAUAAUGGAAAGAAGAAACGGAAAUGCAAGGACAAAUGGAAAAAAACCAGAGCACCAAAGGCAUCAGAUAUUGAUGAGUCAAACCAGCCUGUCAACAAGAACACUCAGGACCUUCGCAACUGGUGGAUCUACCACAAAAAACCUGGUUGCAAGAGUGAGUUCUGCUUUGUCAAUCCAGCAGAUGGCAGAUCUCAUAUUACACUGACAUUUCCUCAACUCGAAUGUUGGGCAUCAGCAAUAUUGAAAGGACCUGCUACAGCAACACUUGAAAAUCCACCAAACCAUUCUCACUUCAGCAUGAUCCCUGAGGAGCUCUUGGGUCAGCAGUCAGUUCUCGCAUUACGUCGUCAACAGCUUGAUGAGCAAGCACAAUUGAAAGCUUCGAGUACUAGCAACACACCUGUUAUCAAUGUCAACUUUCCUCCAGAACUUUUUCAAUCUCUCCAUGCACUAGAACCUGCUCUCACUCAAGCCCACGCUGCUACUCCCAUUCCUCACCCUCCUGCCUCUGUGGUUACUACAUCUUUAUUGUCUCUAGCUCAGCUUGCAGCACCUGGCCCUCAAAUGUCUCUCACUGACUUUUGUGUUGCCUAUGAGGUAUCCAAAACACUUCAAGCCAAGCUUCUUCAGAAUGGCUUUUCUUCAUCGCACUCCUUCUGUUUUACCUUAUUGGAAGAUCUGGAGUCAAUUGGGCUACUUUGGGGUGAGCUUGCACAGCUCAGAGAUGCUGUUUCACAUUGGUUUGGCGAGUAG
This is a messenger RNA of Suillus discolor, 1008 nucleotides long. RefSeq lists its product as uncharacterized. Lineage: Eukaryota; Fungi; Basidiomycota; Agaricomycetes; Boletales; Suillaceae. The record is from RefSeq and is a predicted model, not a curated record. The coding region runs from base 1 to 1008 and encodes 335 amino acids. The transcript has 4 exons.